UCUCAUCCUUCCGACAGAGCCUGAACGCGGCAUGAAAGCGGAAGUUCGCCGCGUACUGUGACCGUUCUGUAAGGUCUUAUUUACAUGUACCCGUAAGCCUGGGCGUCGUUUAAACUGACUAAAUUACUAUUUUAUGUCUAAGACAGAGAUAAGAACUUUAACCGAACUAUCAACUAGAAUGACGUUUUGGCUUUCACAGUUAACAUUUACUGCAGGCUCAGUUUUUGUGCCAACGUUAGCUUGCACGUUGUGACGUAAAGACGUAAGGUCACCUUAAACUUAAACAUUUUCUUUUUCAUUAUUUUAAGACCCCAAAUCAAGUAGUUCAUAUCCGUACCGCUGCUUUUUUACUGGCAACAGAAAUUGGUUAGCUGUAUAAGACUAACUCGGACCUGAAACCCCACAGUUACAGUGUGUACACUUACCUGCUGCUUACCUUUCCUCCUCUGAAUUGAAACCGAGCUGCCAUCAUGCCCAUAAAAGAGGAUACAAUAGCCAUAUUAAAGCAGUUUGACACUGGAAACAAGUUUUCCUAUCUGCCUGUGCUGCCUAAAGCCUCAGUGCUGGUCCCACUGUUAGUGAAGGAUGGAGAGCUGCACACCCUGAUGACCCUGCGGUCAAAGGAGCUGAGGACCAAUGCUGGGGAGGUGUGUUUCCUGGGUGGGAAGAGAGACCCCAGUGACAGAGAUGAUGUGGAGACUGCCCUGAGAGAGGCAGAGGAAGAGAUAGGUUUACCACCUGACCACGUCCAGGUUGUCUGUAAACUGUUCCCUAUUAUGAACAAGAGUGGUCUUUUGGUGACCCCGGUGGUUGGCUUCAUAGACGAGUCAUUUUGUCCCCGUCCAAACCGUGCCGUAUUCACCGUCCCACUGGACUUCUUCACCAGUGAGAAGGACCACUUUACUACUCAUGGUGCUGCUGGGAUGACGGGGCCGUUGCACUCGUUUUAUUUCACAGACCCUGAUACAGGAAACCAGUAUCACAUAUGGGGCCUGACUGCUAUGGUGGUCAUAGUGGUUGCUCUCCUUGCUCUCAGGAAAAAACCAGAGUUUGACGUUGGUUUUGACUCUGAGGAUCCGCUAUCAUUCUUUCAACAGAUUCUGCAUCGAAGAAUUAGUAAACUAUGACUAAACGUAUUUGUGCCAAUAUAAAACACCUGACUUCAGAUUUCUUAUUGUUACUGCAGUCUACUAAUACACUGUAUUAAUCGUGUGAGGAUAAGAGUGCAAUGCAAAACAUGAAAAGGAUUAAUAAGACAUGUCUGUAAAACUUUUGCACUUUAACUUUUCUUAAUUAAAGGGGAAAGAAGAACCAAACGGAGACAGUUACAUUUUUAUUAAUUCAUUUAAUGUAGCAGCAGGAUUACAGAUAUAAACUGAAGAGUAUACAAAUGUCCAGAUCAAGGCAAAGUACAUGUUAAUAAUAGUUCAGAUGUAUGAUAACACACUGGGGUUGACCUUAAUCCCUACUACAGGGUUGUAAGGCUAGAUACUAAAGCUCAAGCUACACAGAACGGAUACAACAGAACUGUCGGAGAAUGUGAAAUAGAAAGCGAACUAGGAAAAGUGAGCAAAACUGAUUACACACAAGAUACCGCUCACACUAUUGGCAAUUAACAGUAAAUUUAUCAUGGUUGCUUCUUUUGAUCAAGCAUUUCACAGCAACAAUAGUAAUGUUGACAAGCACAUCAACACAAGAAAGCUCUCCAUAAAACAAUCUCCACUGUUUCGUCCCUUUUACCUCACAUGUACAAAUCUCAUGAGGCAUGAAAAAAACAAACAAAAAAAACAUUUUCAACAGAAAAUAAGUCGACAAUUCACUGGUGAAGCUGCACAAUAUUAUGUAGAGAGUAAUAACUCUGAUAUCUUGCAAUGGAUUUCCAAAAAAGAAAAUGUUAACACUAAAAUAUACCAGUAUGGGCUAUGGUUAUGCUCGUGUUUAGAAAUAAACUUGAACCAAUGAAAAGUGUCCUGAUUUUAAACAGUCCUAGAGAAUAAAAAGGACAAGGAGCCAAAUAGCACACAAAAGGGACACCAGUAAACACAGCAGAAUAACGGUAAAGUUAUCAAGGCACACAAAGUUCUGUUGAAAGCAUCACAAUUGAUAUUCAAGAUACCCCUGCAGUAUAUUUCACAUUUAAAUAUACAUGGAUAUUCAUUUACAUGACUGAAGGACAAAACCGAUAUUGUGUAAAGAUUUGUGUGCUAUCUUCACCACCAUUAAAUCAAUGUUUCACAUGGUUUUUUUUCAGGUGGAAGUGGCUAUUUGAAGAGUCAGACUGAGCAUCCUGGAUUGCUCAAAAUGAAAACAACUGGACGUAAAAAAUAAAAAAAACCCAAAACAAAACAAAAAAAAAACAUGAAAUUAAACCACAAUCCAAGACAAAACAAUCUGACGAAUGUACAGUGACACAAAUGACAGUUGGUGCCACCCACCCAUCCCCUCUGCCUCAAAAUAUAUGUUCUCUAAAACUGUAAUUGGUCCGAUGUUAGAUGUAGAGCGAGCUCUAUGUCCACACCAUGAGGUAAAAAUUACAUUCAUGAAACUGAAGUCACAGGUUGGCUUUGUGUGUUGGUAUGUGUUGGUAUGGCUUUAAGAGGCAUUUACUGUUCCGCACUUCUUCCGCAACAUUAUGUGCUCUUAACUCCCCUACCCAAGAGGAAUGGAAUGCUUGGAAACAUCACUACUGCGCUCUAACCUGAUCUACAGUUAAUGGAUGAGUCAAAGUGCCAUUUGAGAUGCAUGAAAUAAAAAAGUUAAAAAAAAAAAAAA
Messenger RNA from Thunnus maccoyii (southern bluefin tuna), 2772 nucleotides. It is a transcript of the gene nudt7, whose product is annotated as nudix (nucleoside diphosphate linked moiety X)-type motif 7. Gene Ontology annotation, molecular function: coenzyme A diphosphatase activity; acetyl-CoA hydrolase activity. Gene Ontology annotation, biological process: coenzyme A catabolic process. Lineage: Eukaryota; Metazoa; Chordata; Actinopteri; Scombriformes; Scombridae. The record is from RefSeq and is a predicted model, not a curated record.